Eruca vesicaria subsp. sativa (arugula) is the source of this 1239-nucleotide messenger RNA. Lineage: Eukaryota; Viridiplantae; Streptophyta; Magnoliopsida; Brassicales; Brassicaceae. The record is from the annotation of a GenBank genome assembly.
AUGUCUAAAGAAAUUGAUGUUCCAGUUCUUUCUCUUGAUGAUGAUCUUAUGGUUGAUAAGGACUACAAGUUGUUCUUUGAUCAUCUCAGUGAUAAAGUUACUCCGUUUGAAGAUGACAGUGGAGAAUCUGAGAUUCGUAAGCUUAACCUCAACAUGUUUUCUAGUGAUUCAAACAGAUCAAAGAGGAAGAUAGCCGAGUUAGAGGAUGAGAGUUUAUGGGAUGUUCCAUUGUAUAGAACCUUAGAAGUCAUCAAACGUGACAACGAAGCUAGGAAACUGGCGGAGUCAAUGGUUGAGGACACUUCAUGGGAUGUUCCAUUAGUUAGAGCCCAAGAAGUCAUCCAACGAGGCAGCAAAGCUAGGAAAGUGUCAGAGUCAACAGAGGUUGACACUUUAUGGGAUGUUCCCUUGGUUAAAGCACAAGAAGUCAUCCAACGAGACAACAAAGCUAGAAAGUUCAUAGAGUCAAAGGUUGACACGUUACGGGAUGUUCCAUUGGUUAGAACCAAAGAAGUCAUCCAACGAGACAACAAGAUGUCUGAACUAAGGAAGAAGAGAGAUAAGGCUGCAGAGACAUCAAAGGUUGUUCCUGUGAAGCGAGUACAUAGAGUUACUGAGACUAAGGCUGUUGAUGAGACAAGGAAGAAGAGUGUGGAAGAGAGUGUGGAUAAGGAUUACAUGAGUUACCUCACAUGGCUUGUAGACUCUUCUAAAAGUCCCCCUGAAAAGGAUCUAUUGGAAAAAGUAAAGGUUGAGCUUGAGUCUUGUUCUGAUGAUGAUGAUAUAAUUGAGGUUAGUGAUACUCCAUUCACAGAUGGAGAAACCACACCUUUUGUGGUGUCUAAGAGUAAGACCGUGAUUGAUCUUGAGGAUGAUAGUACAGAGGAUGAAAGUGGUGAUAGUUGUGUGUUUAGAAGGGAGCUAAUGGAUGUUCUUGAGAAACCGUUCGAUGAAGGAGAGUUGUUGUUACUCUCUGGUCAGGCAUCGAUGAAGAAACGAGUGAGUAGAUGUAGAGAACUGAGAAAGGGAAGAGAGAGUAGCUAUGAGACUUCUGAGCUGGGACUGUCUUAUCUUGAGAAGGUAUGUGAUUUCGAUAAAGAAUACAAGCUUGUGGAGGGUGAUGAUAAGGCGAGGUUGGAGUUGCUGCGUGGUUUUUUCUUUUACUUGGAGAAUAUUUGUCUCCCUGGUGCUUUCAAGCCUUGGUUACCAGAGAACGGGAAGAAGCUUGGACAAAGAUAG